This is a messenger RNA of Encephalitozoon intestinalis ATCC 50506, 1614 nucleotides long. RefSeq names its product karyopherin alpha. Gene Ontology annotation, cellular component: nucleus; cytoplasm. Lineage: Eukaryota; Fungi; Microsporidia; Unikaryonidae. Gene Ontology annotation, biological process: NLS-bearing protein import into nucleus. The coding region runs from base 1 to 1614 and encodes 537 amino acids. The transcript has a single exon. The record is from RefSeq and is a predicted model, not a curated record. Gene Ontology annotation, molecular function: protein binding; nuclear import signal receptor activity.
AUGGCCAGGUCCUAUAUGUUUGAUAGUAAAACAACAGAAAACAGAAGAAAAAUGAGGGAGGAGCAGCAGGUUGAGCUUCGACAGCAAAAAAAAGAGGAGCUUUUGAACAAGAAAAGAAAUCUUUCCAUUUCUGCAUCAACCAUUUCCAAUUUCAUCCCUAUGAAGGAAAAGCUAUUUAGUAACGAUCUAGAGCAAGCUCAUCAGGGUGUUUAUGAGUUCAGGUCAUUGCUGAGUGUAGAAGAUUCUCCCCCGAUUCAACCAGUCAUAGACUCUGGAUGUGUUCCCAGGUUUAUAGAGCUUAUGAAUAUAUCCUUUUUAAUGUCAUCCGAAAUGACAAUGAGCGGAAUCCCAAUCUCCAGGAUACAGCAGGAUAUGCCUGAGUUUGGUGUUGCUAUGGAUAUAAUAAAUAAAAUUAGGGUAGAGGCUGCGUGGGUCAUAACAAAUAUCUCAUCGGGAUCCACUCAGCAAACAAAAGUAGUUAUAGAUUGCGGGGCAGUCCCUCUUCUGAUCCAGAUGCUUCUGGACACAAAUGACGCAGUUCUGGAUCAAAGUGUAUGGGCCUUGGGAAACAUUGCCGGAGAUUCAGAGGGGAUGAGAGAUAUAAUACUUGAAACAGGAGCCAUCGAUACUGUUCUCGGACUGCUUCAAAAACUCCAUGAAAGCGUGAUUCACAUAAAAAUAGUUAGAAAUCUUACCUGGCUCCUUUCGAAUCUCAACAGAGGGAGAAAUCCACCGCCAAAUGAACAGAACAUGAAAAAGUCAUUGGAGGUCCUUUUCAAGCUAAUUAACAUAAGAGAUCCAGAGGUUGUUAGUGAUGCCUAUUGGGCUCUUAGUUACAUUGUAGAUGUGAGCAUGGAGUGUGGAGACAUAGUGAUUGGAAGUGGAACAAUGAGUAGAACAUAUUCUCUCCUGGAAGCUCUUACCAAUCGACUGAUCGGAAUAUCUUACUCGUCGGAAGACGCAAAGAUAUGCCUGUGCGCAAUUUCUCCAAUAAUAAGGAUGAUAGGAAACAUAGUAACAGGCUCCGAUGACCAGACAAGUGCUCUGAUACAAAUGGGGUUUAUGAAAUUCUUCAGACCUAUAUUCUACAGACUGGAGAACAAAAAGCAGCCAAGACUAAGGAAGGAGAUAUGUUGGACACUUUCGAACAUCACGGCUGGAACUGCAGAGCAUGCAAAAUCCGUUGUAGAUGCGGAUCUUGUUCCUCUUCUCAUUGACUCGAUGUCGUCCUACGAGCUGUUUAUAAGAAAGGAAGCUUGCUGGGCAGUUUUGAACUUAAUGUAUCAUUGUAACAAUCUCCCUAGUAGUUCUGACACGAAGUUUGAAUGGCUUAAGACUCUUAUGGACAAUAGCUUCAUUGAUGCCCUGCAAAGCUAUUUAGAUGUAGUUCCAAAUGUUCCUGAAAUGCAAUGCCAAAUACUUGAUUGCUUUAGAUACGCCUUGAAUGGAGGAAGACAGUGGGAGCUCCGAUACGGUAAGAAUCCCAUAUAUGAGAAGAUUGUUGAGGCAGAUAUAGUCGACGCAAUAGAAGGGCUGCAGGACAGUAGCGACAGAACUGUUUCGGACAAAGCAUAUUCCAUCAUUGUUGACUUUUUUGAUGGAAUUGAUAAUUAA